GGGAGACAUUUUAAUCUUUUCAAACGAUGUGGUCAGCUCACGACUACCAGGAUAGCAUGGGGAAAUCGACUGCUUAUAACACUUAUAUCAAACGACGAUACGCUGACUUCAAAAGGAUUUCAACUCACGCUGAAAGUGUUAAGUGUUGUUACAACAUUGACAACAAGAACUACAUCAACACGAUCGACGACAACAAUGACAAGGACAACUGCAUCAACAGUCAAAACAACAGUCUCCAAGGCGCGUUCAACAAAAUCAACGUUAACAAAAAGAACAAUACCAACAUCAACGCUAUUGCCAUCAACAGUCGAACCUUUAAAAGCUUCCACAGCUGAAGUAUUGAUGUCAAAUACAACAACAACGACGAAUACAACGACACAAUCGACGACGUCAACAAUACCACCGACAACAAGCUUAAGGAAGAUGAUAACAACGACGCCGAUCGUGACAUCAACAACACUGCUGACAAAAUCAAGGACUUUACUAACAUCAACUGAAACUGCAUCAACAAUAAGAACAACAGAUGGAAAUGACCCAACUAUACAUUUAUCCCAAUCACCUCGGAAUUCGUAUUCGUCUCCAAUUACAACAGAAUCAAAUAAAGAAAGCACAACAAUUUGGUUGUCAUCAUCUCAAUCAGUGGAAAUGAAAAGCACAUUAUAUCAAAAAUCUACUACAAAAACACAAACACAGCCAAAACAAUCCUCGACUUCAGGAGCUAGAAACAUUACGACAACAAUGGAUACAGUUACUGAUACAACAACCUCUUCGAGCAUUUCCGGAAAUUCUUUGGAAAUGAAAACAGUAAUUUUGUUGAUAGGAUUGGGGGUUUUAGAGGUCACAUUGAUAGUUGUUGGAGUUCUUGCAGCCCAGAGAUAUCGACGGAAAAGAAAUUCCAACAAUUCAAGGCAUGCAAGUAAGAGAAUCGAUGACGAUGCAAAUACACUUAAGCGACAAAACAGCUUUGGCGAAACAAAUGUUUAUGACGAAAUUAACAUCGAUGAUGUCAAGGAAGAAAAAGAAGAAGAAAACCCGUAUAAGGAACUUCCAGAAGGUGUAUACGAUACAACCCUCAAGCGUCGGUCCUAUCUAAAAGUCGUCGGGGAACGAAAAUCAACCUAUUCAAGAGGGAGUAUUAUCAAUAUGUUUCGUACUUCUUCCUUUUUCAAAAGGAAGGUGAAUGAAACUUCCGUAAUGACAUUCUCAUCAUUUAAAGGUCCAAUACAAAGUCAAAUUGGUGAGAAAAGUAAUCAAUAAAAAAGAUGUUAUUUGUGUAA
This is a messenger RNA of Magallana angulata, 1277 nucleotides long. Its product is annotated as hepatitis A virus cellular receptor 1-like. The record is from RefSeq and is a predicted model, not a curated record. NCBI's taxonomy places the organism in Eukaryota, Metazoa, Mollusca, Bivalvia, Ostreida, Ostreidae. The coding region runs from base 196 to 1257 and encodes 353 amino acids. The transcript has 6 exons.